Molecule: messenger RNA, 603 nt
Organism: Psilocybe cubensis
Lineage: Eukaryota; Fungi; Basidiomycota; Agaricomycetes; Agaricales; Agrocybaceae
Exons: 4
Coding region: 1-603 (200 amino acids)
Source: RefSeq, a predicted model, not a curated record
AUGGCCUCCUCACAUUCUACGCUCUCCUUCGAGCAAUCGACGCUGCUGGAUCACGUUCAGACCACAGGCACCCACAAGGUCAAAUACCACGGUGACUCGGACUGGGACUUUCAUGUAGAGUCUGCAAAGUCGCCUCUCGACCUUUCUCUCAUUCUGCCCCACUAUCGCGCACGUAACCAGCCCGUAGAGCAUCGCAUGUCGAUGCUGGUGACAAAUGACAGCGCCCCCAUAAAGCUAAAAGUGUGCCGCAACUUUCUUCGUUCCAAAUUCUAUCUCGAGGUCUUUGCAGAGACAUCAGAUGUCACUAUCUGGCUACCAUCCGACUUCAAGGGCAGGAUCCAGGCAUCAGGGAAGCCAACCUUUUCCGCUGGCUUCGUCAACCGAAUUCUUCGAAACGUGCGCAUCAACGAGCAGGACGAUGAGGAGAUCUACAGCGAAGACGAGGUUUACGUCGUUACCCAAGGCCGUGUUUCCUUUAGAAUGUGGGAUGUUCGAACCUGCAGUCCUGAAAAUACCCAUAAAGAAUCUCUGAAGAGAAUGUUCAGCUGUGCCCGCAAGGCGCCGGAGACGGCCAUCGACUGGGACUUCCUUCUCAAGGACUGA